Messenger RNA from Pogonomyrmex barbatus (red harvester ant), 1025 nucleotides. RefSeq lists its product as uncharacterized. Lineage: Eukaryota; Metazoa; Arthropoda; Insecta; Hymenoptera; Formicidae. The record is from RefSeq and is a predicted model, not a curated record.
GCAAGGGAUAAGAUAAGUAACGAUGAAAUACCGGAGACGAGAAGUCAAGGUGGGAGUGAGAGCGAAACGCGAAGGGAGGCGUAAGAGGAAUCAUGUUUAAUGGCGCGUUUCCCCGCGAUAUCACGGUCUCUCGUUUUCGUGCAACGUCGUCGCCGUAGGGCGAUCCCAGCCGUGAAGAACACGGGCCCGUGCAUGACGAGAUGUAAGGAGAACAGUGAUUUAUGCCACGACAAAGAAGUACGAUAAUCGCCGGUGCCGGGGGCGAUUCGGACUGAUCGGCAAUCGCUUAUCGAUGCUCGUUACUCGGUACGGAGCGCAGGUGGAGCAACUUUCAUUCACGUUGCAUUAUCCAAAGCUCGAGUCGUUAUCGACUUUACGAGAAUUGUUCUUCGGUUGUUCAUUUAAUCGCUGUUACACGCAGCUUCGACGAUUGCGCCGUUUAAAAAUUACAUUAAAAAUUAUCAUUGCAGAUAUAAAUUACAAGCACACAUCUGAAAUCUUGACCGAUUGUUUCAAUAAUAUAGGCAGGAAUAAUAAUACGAGAACAAACAAAAUACAGUGCGAUGGAAAUAGAAACAAUAAUUUUAUUAUUCAUGAUAUGAAAUAUAUAAUACGUGGAAAACAUGAAUCACCACGAAAAUCUUUGGACUUUUUCAAAUGCAAAAUAAAUAUAAGAACACUAUCAAUACGACGUUUCAAUGAUAUAAGAAACCUUUGUUAUAAAAGACAUAAAAUUCAAAUAUAUAAAAAGUUAGAAAAUAAUAAGAAGAAAUAUGGAAAUAAUUAAGAAAACAUUUUCGGAAGGGAAACAAAAUACUCAGAACAUGGCUGAAUUAAAUGUUUGUUAUCUAUGUCAACAAGACAAUGCAGAUGGUUAUUUCAGAAAUCAUUAAAUUCAAUCAAAGUAUCCAAUGUUACGGAUCAUAAUAAAAAUGUAAUAUAUUAUAUUUAAAGAAAUGCAAAUUUAUUGUAGAUUGUGUAUCGAAUAUUCAGUAAUAAAUAUAUAAAAUAAAUAUACAGAAAAA